UGUGAUAGGCCUCGACACAUCAAGCAAGAGUCUUAAAACACACCGAGACCGAGACAGUCAGUCAGUCGAGAAACCGACUCCACCGACACAACACAAGUGAAAGGGAGAAGCCAUUGGAGAAGAGCAUGAUUUCCAGUAUCAAGAUCUGGAGCCGAUCGCCGCUCAUUCCGGCGCGGGAUCACGGGUCGGCGAUCCUUCCGCCGGCGGAUCGGCCGGAGCCGAUUCCGGAGCUCUGCGAGGAGAAGCCGCCGGUGAUGGGCUGGCUGCUCGGCUGGGAGUACGGCCGGAAGUGGCUGGAGCGGCGCGAGGAGAUCCACCGGCACCGCAACAUGGUCAGCAAGUUCGGCCGGAUCCCUGCUGAUUUUGGCUGGUGGCUCAACCAGCGCAGACCGCUCUUCGUGCGCCAGCAGCGGUUCCGGACCAAGGCCGCCCAACAUCCCCGUAAGCCGAUCACGGCCUUCGAGGUCUCCAAGCAGCGGCGCGCCGCCCAGAACAAGAAGGUCGAGGAGAGUCUGGCCAAGCAUCAGUAGAGCGCAUAACGGUUGCAGUUGGCCAGGCCAAUAUGUCGUUUGCUGUUAAAACUGGCGCCAAAUUGCUCACACACUGUCACAAACAUACAUCGGAGUCCUUAAUAAAUAUUAAUUUAUUGCCACCGA
Molecule: messenger RNA, 656 nt
Organism: Drosophila ficusphila
Lineage: Eukaryota; Metazoa; Arthropoda; Insecta; Diptera; Drosophilidae
Exons: 1
Coding region: 126-530 (134 amino acids)
Source: RefSeq, a predicted model, not a curated record